This is a messenger RNA of Striga asiatica, 423 nucleotides long. The record is from the annotation of a GenBank genome assembly. NCBI's taxonomy places the organism in Eukaryota, Viridiplantae, Streptophyta, Magnoliopsida, Lamiales, Orobanchaceae.
AUGGCCUGCUCCUCAUCCAUUAUCGGCGUCUCCUCCAUAUACCAACCCAACCCCACCCUCGACCCCAAGAAACCCGCCCCGCCAUCUCUGCACCUCCAUUUCUCCGCCGCACGCAACAGUUUGAGAGCUUUCUCGUCGUCGCGUCACAAGUCCAGCGCGGGUCUUGCAGUAUCCUUCGUGCCGUCGGCCAUCGCGACCUCGAACUCGUCGGUGUUGAGCGAGGAGGCGUUCAAGGGGCUCGGAGGUUUCGGAGACGUUAGCGACGGCGAGUACGGCGAAUUGGAGGAGGAUGAGUCUGGGAACGAAGACAAGCUCGAUAUUUCUAGGAUUGGUUUGCCCCAGCGGCUCGUGGACACGCUUGAGAAACGUGGUAUUAAGGAGCUUUUCCCCGUUCAGGUUUUUGUGGUUUACAUUGGUUUCUAA